Chironomus riparius is the source of this 360-nucleotide messenger RNA. The record is from the annotation of a GenBank genome assembly. Lineage: Eukaryota; Metazoa; Arthropoda; Insecta; Diptera; Chironomidae.
AUGACAAAUCGUCUCUUAUGUCGCAAACAAAUGGUAUGCGAUGUUCUUCAUCCAGGAUUACCAUCAAUUGCAAAGAAGGAAGUUCGCGAAAAAUUGGCUACAAUGUACAAAGUUACACCUGAUGUUGUCUUUGUUUUUGGCUUCAAAACCAACUUUGGAGGCAGCAAAUCAACAGGAUUUGCAUUAAUCUACGACACAUUAGAUUUUGCAAAGAAAUUUGAACCAAAACAUAGAUUGGCUCGUCAUGGACUUUAUGAAGUCAAGAAGAUUACACGCAAACAACGUAAAGAACGUAAGAACAGAAUGAAGAAAGUCCGUGGUACCAAGAAAGCAAAGGUUGGCCAAUUAACAAAGAAGUAA